Molecule: messenger RNA, 2016 nt
Organism: Tympanuchus pallidicinctus (lesser prairie-chicken)
Lineage: Eukaryota; Metazoa; Chordata; Aves; Galliformes; Phasianidae
Gene: NEU4
Product: neuraminidase 4
Exons: 4
Coding region: 4-1314 (436 amino acids)
Biological process (GO): oligosaccharide catabolic process; ganglioside catabolic process
Cellular component (GO): cytoplasm; membrane; lysosome
Molecular function (GO): exo-alpha-sialidase activity
Source: RefSeq, a predicted model, not a curated record
AGCAUGGAGAGCAGCCUUGUCUUCUCUUUCGGCAGCACCGCAUCUCCCACUCCCCACCUCGGUGGGGGCUGCCCUCUCUUUCCUGCAGGAACCAUGGGCUCCCGGCACUUCCCUGCCCGGACUGUGCUCUUUGAGAAGGAGUCCACUGGUGUCACAUACCGCGUGCCAGCCCUGCUCUACCUGCCCUGCGUGGCCAAGCUGCUGGCCUUUGCCGAGGAGCGGCUGAGCGCCGAUGAUGCCCACGCCAACCUGCUGGUGCUGCGCCGUGGCACCGUCUAUGGCAGCUACGUGGAGUGGGAAGACAUGCGGGUGCUGGAGACAGCAGCAUUGCAGCACCACCGCUCGAUGAACCCCUGCCCGCUCUACGAUGAGUUCACCGGCACCCUCUUCCUCUUCUUCAUCACGGUGCUGGGCAGGACACCCGAAGCCUUCCAGAUUGUCACUGGGCAGAAUGUCACUCGCCUCUGCUGUGUCACCAGCGCCGAUCAGGGCCUGAGCUGGAGCAAAGCCACUGACCUGACGCAGCAGGUCAUCGGCAGGGCCAUCAAAGAGUGGGCCACCUUCGCGCUGGGCCCAGGGCAUGGGAUCCAGCUGCGCUCCGGCCGGCUGCUGGUGCCCGCCUACAGCUACCACAUCGACUGCAAGGAGUGCUUCGGGCAGCUCUGCAAGACCACCCCGCACUCUUUCGCCUUCUACAGUGACGACCACGGCCAGGGAUGGCGUUUUGGGGAGUUCAUCCCCAACCUGCAGACAGGAGAGUGCCAGCUGGUCUCGGUGGAUGAGGAGGAUGGCUCCAACGUCCUCUACUGCAACGCCCGCAGCUCCCUGGGCUUCCGUGUCCAGGCACUGAGCACUGAUGACGGGGCUGUUUUCCAUGGGGGGCAGCUGGUCCCACGGCUGGUCGAGCCCCCACACGGCUGCCACGGCAGCAUCAUCGGCUUCCCCGCACCUUUGGUGUACGCGCCGACAUGGGUGCUCUACUCACACCCCACCAGCUCCAUGUCGCGGGUCAACAUGGGGGUUCACCUGAGCACCUUCCCCAGGGAUGCAGACAGCUGGACUGAGCCCUGGGUCAUCUACGAGGGCCCGAGCGCUUACUCAGACCUGGCUUACAUGGAGCUGCCCCACAGCCAGUUUCCCGUCUCUGGUGGCCCGGCCAUUGCUUUUGCCUGUCUGUACGAGAAUGGGAAGCGCUCGCCCUAUGAGCAGAUCUCCUUCAGCAUGUUCACGCUGCACGACGUGCUCCAGAACAUCCCCCUGACGGCUGCAGUGCCCCACAGGAAGCGAAGGCGAAGGAGCUGUUGUGUCUGCUAGAGCCGCCCGCAGCGUCCCCUGGCAGGGGACAGCCACGGGCAGAUGGGGCCGGCUGCCACCGGUGGCCAGGCUGGAGCUAGUGGCACCUGGGGACAGCCUGGCAUGAGCCCUGUGGCACUGUGAGCAGUGCUGAUGUUGGGAUGCUGGGAGCUGGACCGUGCUGAGGGCUGCUGCCCCAAAACAGGGUUUUAUCUCAUUUUUAUAGCUGAUUUUCAAAUAUAUGGUGGUUGGGCUUAAAAGUUCAUGCUGAUACGACCGUGUCACCCCAGUUCUCAGCCAACGUCCCUCUGUCCUACCACCCUUCCUCCAUCUAAAAUCCUUCUGAAUAAAUAACUGAUUCCUAAUGCCACUCCCCUGCCGCUUCCAGCUUCACACCUGUGCUGGAGAUGCUAUCUCACCUGCCCCCAAAAAACCCUGCCAGUGGGUAAGCUUCACACCCAGAUCCACAGCACCCAAAAAGCCAUAUUCAUGUGAAUUAAAGAAGCAGCUAAUCGCUUUCUCAAACACACACAGUCAACCAAAUAUCUGUGGAACCAAGAACCAUCCAGAUGUCGUCCUGAGGGGCACGGCCAGUGGGAACGGUGGGAUGGGUUGUGUUUGGAGGUCUUUUCCAACCUUAACGACCCUAUGAAAUACACAUUGAGUGGCACCAGCCUGACGUUGGCUGUGUGCGUGGAUAUAUACGCAUGAGUGUGAAUUCUG